This is a messenger RNA of Symbiodinium necroappetens, 789 nucleotides long. The record is from the annotation of a GenBank genome assembly. NCBI's taxonomy places the organism in Eukaryota, Dinophyceae, Suessiales, Symbiodiniaceae.
AUGCCAAGCCACUCUUUGGCCGUGGUCAAACAAUCCAUCGACAACUACUUCGCCUGCUUCAACGUCUCAGGGAUCUUUGUAGACGAAACCGCUACAGAUCCCAGCAAAUGCAAUGGCAAUGAUGCUUACUACGACCAACUCUACGCCUAUGUGAAGAGCCAGGACCCUUCUGCUGAGGUCAUGUGCAACCCCGGCACAGGUGGGAGUCUAAACAAAUCAGGGACAGGGAGGGAGGAAAGCAGCCCCGACCCCUUUGUCCCUGAGACUUCAGGCUUCGACUAUGGGUCUUGGAAGCACUGCUGCGAUCGAGCAAUGGUUGUCGAAGUGUCGCUGAGCUCCUUCACCAGUGGCUUCAAGGAUCCCAGCCCUUUUACAGGCCCGACGCCGUACCCGCCUGGCUUUGCCGUGGUCUAUGGGGUGCCUGGAGUGGCGGAGAUGCAGCAAGUGGUACGCCGGGCAGCAUGCAGCAAUUUCACAGAUGCAGACGGGAUAUGGGUAUUGGAAGAGGGCGGCAAUGGAGUUCUGCCAGGAUACACGACGAUGCCGAGCUAUUUUGCACAGCAGGUGGACUUCGUAAAGACGGCGAUAGCGCCAGAGUGCCCACCGCCUCCCGCCCCACCAGUUUACACCCAAGCCCCCACCGGGGGGAGUUGUUGGUUCAAUCCCAAUGACCUCAACUGCGAGAUUUGUUACCCGGGCUACAACCAGUGCUCUUGGCAGGGAUGUUACAAACACCAGUGCUCUCCAAGCGGUGGAAGUGCUUGCACAAACAGUUGUUCGAGUACCUGA